Messenger RNA from Calidris pugnax (ruff), 5345 nucleotides. RefSeq names its product SIN3 transcription regulator family member B (gene SIN3B). Gene Ontology annotation, cellular component: chromatin. NCBI's taxonomy places the organism in Eukaryota, Metazoa, Chordata, Aves, Charadriiformes, Scolopacidae. Gene Ontology annotation, molecular function: transcription corepressor activity. Gene Ontology annotation, biological process: negative regulation of transcription by RNA polymerase II. Bases 129 to 3356 code for a protein of 1075 amino acids. The transcript is spliced from 18 exons. The record is from RefSeq and is a predicted model, not a curated record.
GCUUGUUCCCCCACUCUGGGCCUCACCCACCUUCUCGCCCGCAGGUGGAGGAUGCGCUUUCUUACCUGGACCAGGUGAAGAUCCGCUUUGGCAGCGACCCCGCCACCUACAACGGCUUCCUGGAGAUCAUGAAGGAGUUCAAGAGCCAGAGCAUUGACACACCUGGAGUAAUCCGACGGGUUUCACAGCUUUUCCAUGAGCAUCCCGACCUCAUUGUAGGAUUCAACGCUUUCCUCCCUCUGGGCUACAGGAUAGAAAUUCCAAAGAAUGGGAAGUUAAGCAUACAGUCACCUUUGAAUAGUCAGGUGCCCCCGGAGCCGGUGCCCAGUGCCCUCCCUGGCAGCGGGCUCUUGUUGCAUUACUCCCAGGAGAACUCACACAACCACAGCGACUGCUCCGAGGAGUUUAGGCAACAGCUGCCCUACAAAGAAGACAAAUCCCAAAUUCCCCUGGAGUCUGAUUCUGUAGAGUUCAAUAAUGCUAUCAGUUACGUGAAUAAGAUCAAAACACGUUUCCUUGACCAUCCAGAAAUUUAUAGAUCCUUUUUGGAAAUCCUUCAUACUUACCAGAAAGAACAGCUCAACACUAAAGGCCGACCCUUUCGGGGCAUGUCAGAAGAAGAAGUUUUUACAGAAGUAGCAAAUCUGUUCAGGGGACAGGAGGAUCUGCUUUCGGAGUUUGGCCAGUUCCUUCCAGAGGCUAAAAGGUCUUUGUUCACAGGAAAUGGACCGUGUGAAGUGAACAGUGUCCAGAAAACUGAGCAUGAGAAGAAUCUGGAACACAGCAAAAAGCGAUCCAGGCCACUGCUGCUGCGUCCUGUUUCUGGCCCAGCAAAGAAGAAAAUGAAGCUGCGAGGUACCAAAGAUCUGUCAGUAGCGACAGUGGGGAAAUAUGGAACACUGCAGGAGUUCUCCUUCUUCGACAAGGUGCGUCGGGUGCUGAAGAGUCAGGAGGUCUAUGAAAAUUUUCUCCGUUGCAUCGCUCUCUUCAACCAGGAGUUGGUCUCUGGCUCUGAGCUGCUCCAGCUGGUUACACCAUUUUUAGGGAAAUUCCCAGAACUCUUUGCACAGUUCAAGUCCUUUCUUGGUGUGAAAGAGCUUUCAUUUGCUUCUCCUCUGAGUGACCGAUCCGGGGAUGGAAUGAGUCGGGAAAUCGAUUACGCUUCCUGCAAACGCAUCGGCUCGAGCUACCGGGCUCUGCCCAAAACCUACCAGCAGCCAAAGUGCAGUGGGAGAACAGCCAUUUGCAAGGAGGUGUUAAAUGAUACCUGGGUUUCAUUUCCAUCCUGGUCUGAAGACUCCACUUUUGUCAGCUCCAAGAAGACUCCGUACGAGGAGCAGUUGCACCGCUGUGAAGAUGAGCGGUUUGAGUUGGAUGUUGUCCUGGAGACCAAUUUAGCCACAAUACGUGUGCUGGAGAGCGUGCAGAAAAAACUGUCUCGACUGACUCAAGAGGAUCAGGAGAAAUUUCGGCUGGAUGAUUGCUUGGGAGGGACAUCGGAAGUGAUCCAGCGCAGGGCCAUCUAUCGCAUCUACGGUGAUAAAGCACCAGAAAUCAUUGAAAGUCUUAAGAAAAACCCAGUUACUGCAGUUCCUGUUGUUCUUAAGAGGUUAAAAGCAAAGGAGGAGGAGUGGAGGGAGGCCCAGCAGGGCUUCAACAAAAUCUGGCGGGAGCAGUAUGAGAAAGCCUACCUGAAAUCCCUCGACCACCAGGCUGUGAACUUCAAACAGAACGACACCAAAGCUUUGCGCUCCAAGAGCUUGCUGAACGAAAUUGAGAGUGUCUAUGAUGAGCAUCAGGAGCAGCAUUCAGAGGGGAGAAGUUCAUCCACAAACGAGCCUCAUCUUAUCUUUAUCUACGAAGAUAAGCAGAUUUUGGAAGAUGCAGCCUCUCUUAUCAGCUAUUAUGUAAAAAGGCAGCCCACUAUCCAGAAAGAAGAUCAAGCAACCAUUCGGCAGAUCGUCCAUCACUUCAUACCAGAGCUGUUUUUCUCUCAGCCCCCUGAGCACGGUAUUUCUGAAGAAUCAACAGAUGAGGACAGAGAAAACCAUCAGGGGCAGAACCUGGAUACUCCUGAGCUACGGAAAAAGCAUGUGCCUGGGCCUCCGAGCAGUCCUUUGGAGGCCAAAGCGACCUUCUGUGAUGUUACAGCUGCCGAGCCCCACAACACUCUGGAUGAUGUUUACAGUCUGUUCUUUGUCAAUAAUAAUUGGUAUUUCUUCCUCCGCCUUCACCAGACUCUGUGCUCGAGGCUCCUAAAGAUUUAUCGUCAAGCUCAGAAGCAGCUUCUGGAAUAUCGGACUGAAAAAGAGAGAGAGAAACUCCUUUGUGAGGGAAGAAAAGAAAAAACCAAUGAUCCAGCCAUGGAGCUAAGACUGAAGCAGCCAAGUGAGGUGGAACUGGAGGAGUAUUACCCUGCCUUCCUGGACAUGGUGAGGAGUCUGCUGGAUGGGAACAUUGACCCCACGCAGUACGAGGACACGCUGAGGGAGAUGUUCACUAUCCACGCCUAUAUCGGCUUCACCAUGGACAAACUGGUGCAGAACAUUGUCCGCCAGCUUCACCAUCUCGUGAGCGACGACAUCUGCUUGAAAGUGGUUGAGCUCUACUUGAACGAGAGGAAGCGAGGUGCUGCUGGAGGGAACUUGUCCUCCAGGUGUGUCCGGGCAGCAAAGGAGACCAGCUACCAGUGGAAGGCUGAACGUUGCAUGGCAGAUGAGAACUGUUUCAAGGUGAUGUUUCUUCAGCGGAAGGGUCAGGUCAUCAUGACCAUUGAGCUUCUGGAUACGGAAGAAACCCAGACAGAAGAUCCUGUGGAGGUCCAGCACCUGGCAAACUACAUGGAGCAGUACGUUGGGGUGGAAGGAGCCCCGAACAACCAGAACGAUGGCUUCUUACUGAAACCCGUCUUUCUGCAAAGAAACCUCAAAAAGUUCCGCAAGUGGCAAUGUAAGCAGGUGAGAGCUCUGCGGAGCGAAGUGAAGAGCUCCUGGAAGAGGCUGAUUGGGGUGGAAAGUGCCUGCAACGUGGACUGCCGGUUCAAGCUCAACACCCACAAGAUGAUGUUCAUCAUGAACUCGGAGGAUUACAUGUACAGGCGGGGAGCGCUCUGCCGAGCCAAGCAGGUGCAGCCGAUGGUGCUGCUGAAGCACCACCAGCAGUUUGAAGAGUGGCACAACAGGUGGCUGGAGGAGAACGUGACCAUGGAGGCAGUUGACGUGGUUCAAGACUGGCUCAUGGGCGACGAAGACGAGGAGAUGGUGCCCUGCAAAACGACCUGUGAGACGGUGAACGUCCACGGGGUCCCGGUGAACAGAUACAGGGUGCAGUACAGUCGCCGUCCAGCUUCACCCUGAGCAGAGACUCCUUCCCGGGACCAAGACAAGUAGGAGAGUUGCUGGUGAAACACAUUUACUCUGAGAAUAGUGGUGGGAAUGCAAUGUAUGUAUUAAUGAUAUUUAUCCAAACAAGCAUUUUACUUUGGAUUAUGAUGUAUUUUCCAUAUGGCAUAGACUUGUCUCCUUGCAGUGUAAUCCUCCAGCCAUCAUGAAGAGACUCUUAAAAGCUUUAUGGGAAGAGGGCUCUCGGCACCGCCGCACACUUUUUGGGUAGUUUUCCUGCUUUAGGCCACUGCUGACCGGGGAGGACUGCGAGGGGGAGAGGCUCUGGGUGAACUGCCACGAGUGGCUUUGUUGGAGAGAUGGAGCCGGGCCGGUGUUUGAGCAGAUGCUGGCAGCUGCUUCCACUUUGAAGGGUUUAAUGUUGCCAAUCUUCCCCAAUUUAUGCCGUCUGGGAGCCUGCAGAAACUCUUCAGUGUAACCUCCCAGUGCCAGCGGGGCUGAGAGCAGCUGGCACAGAUUUCUAGCCCCACCACGGGCUGCUUCGUUAUCUGUCUCUACUAAUAAGGUGAUGAUUGCAGUAUUUGUUACUGGUGCUCUGCUGAGAAAAAUGCCAAAACUGAGAGAAGGGUGAACUGAACACUCUUAACUCUCACUCAUUAACUAAGUGUUUUGGAGCAUGAACUAAGGGGAGGAAGCUCUGGGCUGCAGCACAAGGUGAGAGAGCCGUUUGUGGCACAGGAGAGCCCGGGCACCGAAUCCCCUGGAGUCACUUUGGGAACUCACAACCUGCUGCAGACUCUGCCUUCUCCGCUCUGGAGCUGCUCGGAGCGUGUGCGUGGGGAGGAAAUACCCAUUGCGAGGUCUGGCCUAUUAUUAUUUUUUAUUAUUAUUAUGAUUAUGAUUUUGUAUUUUGCAUGUUGAUCGGCAGCCUCUGGAGACUGUGUCCUGGGGCGCUUGGCUUUCCUGGUGUGUGCCCGGUUUUGCUGGGUUCUGCCACUUUUGGGUGACAUCAGUAGAUGGAGCUGUCGCAGCGCGGCGUUGGCGCCGGAGCGAGGAUUUUAUCCCAGAUUCUCUGCUGUUCCCUCUGGCUCCACGCUGGAUUCACAGUGACACAUGGAAAUCCACCACCGGCAGCCUCAGAUCCAGCCACCCCAGAGGAGCUUUUCCACUAUCUGUGCAUCUGUCUGAGCUUUCCUCAAAUGAAACCUAACCAAGACCCUACCCCGGACCGUGCGGAACGCCACGGCGAUGUCUGACUGAAUCUAUUGAAAAAUCAAGACAAUUCAGUUGUGUCUGUCCCACAGCCCCACCGUGACUUCACUCUUGUUUUCCAGGGGCCGAGGACAAGCACGCUGCAAACAUCAUGUGGGGAGGCAGGGCCAGCCUCCUUCCAGCUCUGCCUCCAGCUUUUUCCUGGCUUUUGGGGGAAUAACCCCCCCACCCCCCCCGAUAUUUUCUGUGGCUUUGAUCUUUAGGUUAUACAUCGUUCUGCCAGACCUAAGUAGCAGCCUGUAGGAUUUGUCCUGGGUUCUUUCCACUGUACAGCGUUUGGUUUCGCAAUUGUCUCACUUGACAGCAGAAAAAAUUGGCCUUUGGGGCACGUUUAAUAGAAAACUCUACUGACUCUUUUCUUUUGUCUUUUUUUUUUUGUUUUUGCAAAAUAAUCCGUAGGAGGGAAGGAGGGAGGCCAGGCUCUGGCAUUCGUGGCCACUUGCACAACCACUGCCAGCGGAGGACUUUUCAUCAAGAGCUCAUGUUCUCCUUGUCUGGGUCUGUUGGGUUUUGGUUACUGAAAUGGUGGGAAGGUCCUUCCUUCUCUUGUUCUUGUUGCAGUGAGAGAAGAAACCGAGAGGGGAGCUGGGGGAUGACCCCGGUGCAAAGCACAGCAUCCCCCCUUUUUUUGCUUCCAGACAGCUCAACAAAACACACCUGCCUCCUGCUCCCCUCUCUGCUGUCUGCCGGUGGAGAUGACAACUGUGCCAAAUUUUAUGGUUUUAUGAUACA